Chinchilla lanigera (long-tailed chinchilla) is the source of this 1775-nucleotide messenger RNA. It is a transcript of the gene Pus1, whose product is annotated as pseudouridylate synthase 1. Lineage: Eukaryota; Metazoa; Chordata; Mammalia; Rodentia; Chinchillidae. The record is from RefSeq and is a predicted model, not a curated record. Gene Ontology annotation, molecular function: pseudouridine synthase activity; RNA binding. Bases 276 to 1544 code for a protein of 422 amino acids. Gene Ontology annotation, biological process: tRNA pseudouridine synthesis; mRNA pseudouridine synthesis. The transcript has 6 exons. Gene Ontology annotation, cellular component: nucleus.
UCCGCCCCCCACCCACGUGGUCGGCCUCGGGUGCGUCCGCGUUGUCGUGAGUGGGGCGGGCGGGCGCGACACUCAGGCCCCUGCGCGGGGGCCGGACCCCGACUCCAGAGCACAGCCUCCUGGGAGGGGCAGGGGAAGGCCCCAGAUCGGGGAGUCCAGGAAGUCGUCGUGGGCCCUUGGGUGGGGUAGCGGCGCCAGGGGUCCCGAGGAGGUCUGAGGUCAGAGUUCGCCAGGGGUCCGGGAGGUCAGGGGCUGGCGCCCGCACCCCGCCGCACAUGGGCGUCCCCGGCCUGCAGGCUGCGCUGCUGAGAGCCUGGGGACGGUGGACGGCGCGCCCUGGCCCGCGCGCCCUCUGCCAGUCCCUGAUGGCCGGGAAGGACGCGCCGGCCGCGCACCCGCCCGACCGGAAGGCUCGCGGGGGCUGGGUCUGGGAGGAGGCGCAGAAUCCCCCCAAGAGGCUCCGGGGCGGCGAGGUGGAGGAGCAGCCGCGAAAGCUGCCCAAGCGCAAGAUCGUGCUGCUCAUGGCCUACUCGGGGAAGGGCUACCACGGCAUGCAGAGGAACCUAGGGUCCUCGCAGUUCAAGACAAUUGAAGACGACCUGGUGUCUGCCCUGGUCCGGGCAGGCUGCAUCCCUGAGAGUCACGGUGAGGACAUGAGGAAGAUGUCCUUCCAGCGCUGCGCCCGCACAGACAAGGGUGUGUCUGCAGCCGGCCAGGUCGUGUCACUGAAGGUGUGGCUGAUUGAUGACCUCCUGGACAAGAUCAACAGCCACCUUCCAUCCCACAUCCGGAUCCUGGGGCUGAAGAGGGUCACAGGCGGCUUCAAUUCGAAGAACAGGUGUGACGCCAGGACCUACUUCUACAUGCUGCCCACCUUUGCCUUCGCCCACAAGGACAGGGACGUGCAGGACGAGACGUACCGCCUGAGUGCCGAGACACUGCAGCAGGUGAAUAGGCUGCUGGCCUGCUACCAGGGCACCCACAACUUCCACAACUUCACCUCGCAGAAGGGGCCGCGGGAGCCCAGCGCGCGCCGCUACGUGCUGGAGAUGUUCUGCGAGCCGCCCUUCGAGCGCGAGGGCCUGGAGUUCGCCGUGAUCAAGGUGAAGGGCCAGAGCUUCAUGAUGCACCAGAUCCGUAAGAUGGUGGGGCUGGCAGUGGCCAUCGUGAAGGGCUACGCCCCCGAGAGCGUGCUAGAGCGCAGCUGGGGUGAGGAGAAGGUGGACGUGCCCAAGGCGCCGGGGCUCGGCCUUGUGCUGGAGCGGGUGCACUUCGAGACCUACAACCAGCGCUUCGGUGGGGACGGGCUGCAUGAGCCGCUGGACUGGGCCCAGGAGGAAGCCAAGGUGGCAGCCUUCAAGGAGCAGCACAUCUACCCCACCAUCGUCAGCACCGAGCGGCACGAGCGCUCCAUGGCCCAGUGGCUCAGCACCCUGCCCGUCCACGACUUCGGUGCCACUGCACUCGCUGCCAGUGCUGCGGCCGCCGGCUCAGGUGCCCAGGACCCCAGCCCCGAGGAUGGCAGUGACCAGGACACAGACUGAGCCCCUGGAGCUGGAAGCACCUCUUGACCGCAGAGGCAACGAUUCUGGGCCUGCCUGUCAGGCCAGCUGCACAAACUCAGGACUGCUGUCACAGAACACCCUGCCUUACCUGUCAGUGCAUCUGUGCAUGGCCUUGGUAGCCCAGGUUGGCCUAACUGGGCAAUCCUCCUGCCUCAGCCUCCCAGUGCUGAGAUUUUCUUAUUAAAUAAAUGUUUGUUUAGCAAUUCCUUU